AUGGGACAACAGAAUGAAGGAGGGGAGUCUUUAGUGAUAGCUGCAGUAGGAUCAGUUGUAUCUGUGUUUAUAAUUAUUGCCAUAGCAAUAAUCAUUUUGUAUUUUAUAAAAAAGAAAGCAAAGCAUGGGUCUUCUAAACCACAGUCAGCGUCACAUGAAAUGAGAAAUAGUAUCUAUAUGACCAAUGCAAAUGAAACACAUGGCAUGGAAAUAUCUGACAACAACACAACAACAGAAAAGCAUGAAAAAAACGAAUAUGCUUGUUACCCACGUGACAGACAAGAGCAACUGACGUCAACAGUGGCAUCAGAGGAUUCACCUUGUUACAGCACACUACGGAAGGAGGAAGAAAAGAGUGACGUCAUACUAAAUCAGAGUGAAUCGCAAUAUAUGUUUCUUCAUUAUGAUUCAAGAGCGAACACAAGUUCGACUGAACGUCAGACAGCUGAUACUGAGUCAGAUUAUUCUUACACUAGCUAUCCAGGGAAAAGUCGGACGGACAACGAGGAAGCAUCAAAGGAGUCACCUGAAUACUACACACUGCAAAAGGAGGAGAGUGGCGUCAUACAAAAACAGAAUGCAUCUCAAUCUAAAUAUAUGGUGCUACAGCACGAUACAAAUACUACAGCGAACACAGGUCCGUCUGCAACAGAAAGGGAGUCAGAGUCUGAGUAUUCAUACGUUAGCUAUCCUAUGAAAAGUCAGACUGACAACGAGGAAGUACCAACGGAUUUACCUGUGUCCACCUUGCAGAAGGAGCAAGAUAAUGAUGUCAUUGAUUUUAUAUCUAAUGUAAGAGUAAAGCCUAAUAAUAUCGAUAUUGUGAAGCAGGGAGGAUUGCAAUCUGGAUAUAUGUGUCUCCAACAAGAUGGAAGUAUUCGAUCUACCACAAUCGUACCUCCACUUGCAGUUCAUGUCAAGGCCGACAAUGAGAGCGAUGUUGAGUCUGAGUACUCAUAUGCUACCUACCAAGGAAAAGGUCAAAAUCAAACAAUGCCGAUAGGAAAUGCAGAUCGGUCGAAGGGUUACACGCCAAAAACAGACCAGGGCAGUGCCGUCAACAAUACAUUGAACGUUAGGUCACUUCGAAAUGAUGAUGCUUAUGCAGAAUUGAAGCUUGGUGUGAAUGAUUCCAACGAAGGUUCAUACGAUACGUUAAAUCACCUAACUCGCACUAGAGUUCCAGAUGACGUAAUUGACGACUACAACAAGCUGAUACUUACCCCUGAAUAUGGUGAAGAGUCAGAGGAGUAUACUAAUCUUAACAUGACAUUUCUGAAAGCGUGACCGAUGCUAGCUAUGGAAAAUUCAAACUGUCGGUAGGACCAGCGCAUGGAUCGAUUUAAACCAGCUGGGCAGAAUCUUUAAUGAUUGAUAUGAAAAAAAACUUGGUUAUUUACCAUGACAUAACACACGUUCUCAAUCAUUUCAAAUGAUAAAAUAGGGAUUCAAUUUGUAGACUUAAAUAUAACUUUUUUUUAACAAUAACAUUUAAUAUAAUAAAACCUAGACCAGGAAAUUCGGGGAUAGUCAGUUAUAGGAUAGUUGUAAUUCUUCUAGUUUACUUCCAGUGAUAAUAUUUAUAAAUCCACUGUCCAAACAUUAACUCGACAAUGGUUUUAGGCCUACUCCUACGUUAGGUUAGUUAGUUACUACCAUUUAUUGUUAUUUAUUGUUAUUUAUAAUCAUUUAUUAGUAUUACUAAUAAUGUAUUAUAUUAUAUUAUUUCAUGGAAAAACCAAAUUAUUACAACAGAACCCUCUGAAAAUCGAAGAAAAAUGGCCUUUUACACGGGCUCCGGUCAUUGUAGUUGCUAACGAAAAAUGCAAAAAGACGGGGACUUUUUUAAGCUUUUGAAAUUCAAAUAAAACAAGUUGCUUAAAUAACUGAACUAUAACAUAUCAAAAGUACAGAAUUAUCUGACAACAGGUAACGGGGAACGGACGAUGUCAACACAAAAAUUGGCCAUUUAACCCGAAAAUACCAGCCCGCGGAUAGCGUGCCUCCCGCUGUGCCAGUAGCUUGGUCGAAAAUGUUGACCAUAUUAGAUCCAUAUGGAACAUAAUGUAGACGAGGUAUUAAUUUAUUUCGUGAAUAUCUACUUUACAUGGAAACGAAUAUUUUUCUAGAGAAUUCCUAGGCUAUUACAUUACUUUUCACAAAAUGUUACGGUAUUUGAUGUAUUUAAUAUUGAGCGUCUUGCUGCAAAAACUAAGAACAAAAAAUAAAACAAUUUAAAAACAAAGAUUGGGAGUAUCAUUUCUGGGGGUCCAGGUACAACACCUUUUUUUGUUAAUUACUCUAUUCAAUAUAUUUCAGUGUAUUUAAUUUAUGCCUAUUCAAACAUACAAUAAAAGCAACAAAAACAAUUAAAUUAUCACAAAAU
This is a messenger RNA of Anneissia japonica, 2386 nucleotides long. RefSeq lists its product as uncharacterized. The record is from RefSeq and is a predicted model, not a curated record. The coding region runs from base 1 to 1287 and encodes 428 amino acids. NCBI's taxonomy places the organism in Eukaryota, Metazoa, Echinodermata, Crinoidea, Comatulida, Comatulidae. The transcript is spliced from 3 exons.